Nicotiana tabacum (common tobacco) is the source of this 834-nucleotide messenger RNA. RefSeq lists its product as uncharacterized. Lineage: Eukaryota; Viridiplantae; Streptophyta; Magnoliopsida; Solanales; Solanaceae. The record is from RefSeq and is a predicted model, not a curated record.
AUGUUCAAAGUAAGGGAGUUCAAUGAUAAGCAUACAUGUCCGUUAAAUGAUAAGGUAUAUGAGCAACAUCAAGCAAGUAAUAGCCUUAUUGGUGGUAUGAUUAGGUCCAAAUUUACUAAUCAUAAGAGGAAAUACACCCCAAAGGAUAUAAUUGAUGAUGUGAAAUCAGACUUUGGUGUAGAUGUUAGUUACAUGUUGGCGUGGAGGGCUAAAGAAAAGGCAAUAAAUUUUUUGAGAGGUGAACCGGAUGAUUCAUACAAUAAAUUGCCAGGGUACUUAUAUACACUGGAUAUGACAUAUCCUGGUUUGCAUACUAGAAUGGUCAUUAUGCCGCUAGCAUAUGGUAUUGUUGAUUCAGAGAACGAUGCUGCUUGGUCGUGGUUCUUUGAGCAAUUCAACGAAGCAUAUGGUGAGAGGGAAAACAUAUGCAUCGUUUCAGAUAGGAAUGAGAGUAUCAUCAAAUCUGUAUCGAGAGUGUAUCCUACGGUACCCCAUCUUGCUUAUAUAUGGCAUCUAUGGAACAACGUAUAUAAGAAAUUCAAAAAGAGUCACUCAAAGUUGAGCGAGAUAUACUUCUCGAUGGCAAAAGCAUACACUCAGGAUGAAUUUGAUAGUCUAAUGAAAAAUGUGGAGAAGGUAGAUAUUCGGAUGAAAGAAUACUUGGAAUUAGCUGGGUACGAAAAGUGGGCUAGGUUGUAUGCACCGGUUGUACCAUCAGCUGAACACUUGCAUAUGGUGAACGAUGAAGGAAGGCAUUACACUGUUUGCCUCCUAGAGAAAAAGUACAGUUGUAGGCGAUUUCAAGUUGACGAAUUAUCAUGCCCACAUGCUUGA